Messenger RNA from Mercurialis annua (annual mercury), 1713 nucleotides. RefSeq names its product alpha-aminoadipic semialdehyde synthase-like. The record is from RefSeq and is a predicted model, not a curated record. The transcript is spliced from 10 exons. Gene Ontology annotation, cellular component: cytoplasm. Gene Ontology annotation, molecular function: saccharopine dehydrogenase activity. Bases 239 to 1579 code for a protein of 446 amino acids. Lineage: Eukaryota; Viridiplantae; Streptophyta; Magnoliopsida; Malpighiales; Euphorbiaceae.
GCGACAAUUUAAAAAUUCCAAACAUUAGAAUAAUCUCUUUUAUUUUAAACCAGCUUAAUUUCACUACUAAAAGAAGCCACUGAAGCAACUUCCCAUGCCUACCUAAACCACUACGUUAGGCCGCCAAAUCUUUCAUCACCAUUUGCCAGCCUAAUCCAGAACCUGAAUUUGGUCGCUACUUCUAUGCAGUUUAUGCAUUUAUAGGCACAAAUAAAUUUUAAAACAAUUAAAAUCAAGAAUGUUAGGGAAUGGAGUUGUGGGAAUUCUUGCAGAAACUUCUAACAAAUGGGAAAGAAGAUCACCGCUAACCCCGACGAACUGUGCUACACUUCUUCUUGAUUCAAGAAACAGCGAAAAUGGAGUUUGUCGCAUUAUAAUACAGCCCUCAACCAAGCGAAUCUAUCAUAAUUCUCUCUAUCAACAAGCUGGUUGUGAAGUUUCCGAUGAUUUGUCUCCCUGUGGACUUAUUUUGGGCAUCAAAAAACCUAAGCUGGGAACCAUUUUGCCUGACAGAGCUUAUGCAAUUUUCUCGCACACCCAUAAAGCUCAGAAAGAAAAUAUGGCCCUGUUAGAUGAGAUUCUUGCCAAAAGGGUGACCCUUUUUGAUUAUGAGCUUGUUGAUGGAGACCAGAAAAAGAGAUUUAUUGCAUUUGGAAAAUUUGCAGGUGCAGCUGCAAUGAUUGACCUGUUAGGAGGCUUAGGAAAGAGGUAUUUAAACCUUGGAUAUUCUACACCUUUCCUGUCGAUGGGUGCGACUUAUAUGUACACUAGUUUGACAGCAGCUAAGGCUGCUGUAGUUUCUGUAGGUGAAGAAAUAGCAACUAAUGGACUACCAUCAGGAAUUUGUCCUCUUGUCUUUGUAUUUACCGGCGCCGGAAGUGGUUCUGUUGCUGCACAGGAAAUAUUCAAGCUCCUUCCUCAUGCUUUUGUUGAUCCAAGCAAGCUUCCAGAACUACUAGAGACGCCUCCAUCUUCAUCAGAUAGAAUCUUCCGAGUUUACGGUUGUCAGGUUACCUCUGAAGACAUGGUUGAACACAAAGAUGCUACAAAAGAAUUUGACAAGGCUGAUUAUUAUGCAAAUCCAGAGCAGUAUAAACCUAUUUUUCAUGAGAAAGUAGCCCCAUAUGCAUCUGUUAUUGUUAAUUGUAUUUACUGGGAAAAGAAAUUCCCCCGUUUAUUAACUACUCGUCAGCUUCGCGAUCUUGCAAGUAAAGGAUGCCCGCUUACUGCAAUUACUGAUUUGACUUGUGACAUGGAAGGCUCUAUAGAGAUUCUCAAUCAAACCACCACAAUAGAUUCACCUUUUUUCAGGUAUGAUCCUGCUAAUGAUUCAUACCAUCCUGACAUGGAGGGAAAUGGAUUGAUAUGUUCAGUUAUUGAUAAUCUUCCAACAGAAUUACCAAAAGAGGCAUCUCAACAUUUUGGAGCAUUACUGUCGAAAUUUGUCGGAAGUUUAUCUUCCACAUCAGACAUCACAAGCCUACCUGCACACCUGAGGAGAGCUUGCAUAGCCAAUGGAGGAGCCCUUACUCCUCCGUAUAAAUAUAUUGAAAAACUGAGAAGUUCCAACUCAGUGUAAGCUUCGAUCCUUAAUCAGAUGGAGUUACAUCUGAUAUCAAUCUGUUAAUUUUCAAUUUGUGUUCUGAGGGGAAAAUGAUUUCAAUCAUGCCAUUCAUUAUAAUAUUAUCAAGGACUAUGACACUUUUGGCAUGA